Messenger RNA from Cotesia congregata, 4209 nucleotides. NCBI's taxonomy places the organism in Eukaryota, Metazoa, Arthropoda, Insecta, Hymenoptera, Braconidae. The record is from the annotation of a GenBank genome assembly.
AUGGCUCAGUGUAAAUUAACACCACGUGAAUUUAUCAGCAAUGCAUUUUCGCCUCAAAUCGGUGCCGUCUGUUCGGCAGCUGCUGAUGCUGUCUGUCAGAAAAAUAAUUUGUCAUUUAUUGAAUUAUUACAACCUUUUUGUAAUCUUACAACUGAAGGUCACAUAAAAGAUCCUCAAGGAUCAACAAUCGCGGUGCGAAAUCUUCGUCUGUCAAUUCAGGACAUUUAUGGCCAACCACCAGAGCCCAGUGUGGCGAGAAAAAUGCUCAAUGACUCUGUAAGUUCAGAGCAAUGUGAACGUACUACUUCCAUAAGAAUAGGAUCCACUGACCUGGACAUUCCACUGUCAGUUCCUUGGUUCGAAUCUUGGCGCGAGAUGUUUCUCAACGUGCAAUUUCCCUCCGACCAUGAAUUCACCAAACAUUUUUUAGCCUGCAUGAUUGUUGUAUCGACAGCUGAUGAUAAUCCUUUGGAAAAAAUUCAACAAAUGGCUGCUCAAUUGCAUCAGAGUACUCCUGGAAAGCUGCCAAAAUGGUUCAACAACAAUGCAUUGAGAUAUUACAUUUUAAUUUAUGACGGAGCUCAGGAUGAAAAAGCCAAAGCCGAAUCGGUGUUUACAGAGAUGAAAAACCUAUACGACGCCAACAACUGUUUCCUCUUACAAAUGAACUCGCGACCACCAGGUCAAAUGGAUGACAACAUGUACCUCCCGGACCCUUGGAGCCAGUUCUUAGUAAAAUACACCGACUUAACAAGCAGCGACCACAGUAGUAGCCCCCGAACCCCCGCAGACACCGGAGGAGUAAGCGCAAUGCCUAAUCAAGUGACCAGCGGAACUGAUAAGCCUUCCAGCCAAGCUGGAACCCCAGUAGCGCCUCAAAACCCAGUUCUACUAUCUCCCGACAUCACUGACAAAAUAUCCCUAUCCUCCGAGAUCUCUGAAGUAGUAUCAAUUCCCGUAGAAGUAGCUCAGGAAGUCGUCCCCGUAACAAUCCAUCCCUUGAGCCCCGACAGCGAAAAGCGCUUCAGUUCUUUCUCAGACUCCGCCACAAAAUCCCAAUAUCAGCCAUUAACAGGCUCUCCAAUAAACGCCAAUGUAUGGGCAGACUCUCCAAGUCGCCCUAUUGCGCAGCACGGUGCAAGACUAUCAACUCAAGACCUGGAAAGAAUUAGAAGUUUAGUAACAGAAUUUUGUAUAAAAAGCCUCCUGCCUUACGUUGAGAAGCAAAUAGGCUUAUUAAAUGACGUCAUUUCUAAUAAAAAAGGCGUAAGCCGAUCACUAUUCAGCGCAACCAAGCGUUGGUUCGGUACCAGCAAGCCCGGAGCUCCAGGAUCUGCACCAAGUAACGCGGUAAUUUAUUCUUUAGAGUCCUCCGAAUUACAAUUACGUCGGCUAGGAGAUCUUUGCUUCAUGUUCGGUCAUUACACGCUAGCCUAUCAAGCUUAUCACAGCGCAAAGCGUGACUUUGCCGCGGACCAAGCUUGGCUUUACUACGCCGGGGCUCUAGAAAUGGCAGCACUAAGCGCGUUCAUGCAAGGAGAAAUGACCAGAAAGACAGUAGAGUACAUGGACGAUGCAAUUUUAACUUACUCUAACUCCUGCAAGAUGCCUCAGUUCGCAACUCGCGCGACGAUCCUCAGCGCCGAGUGUCUAAAAGGCCGUAACUUGUACGGAGACGCUGCCAAGCAGCUGAUUAGGAUGACCAGUGAAGAUUCUGACCUAAGAUCAGCUCUGCUGCUCGAACAAGCGGCCUACUGUUUUAUUUCUUCAAAAAUGAUGCAUAAGUACGCCUUCCACGCAGUAUUGGCCGGUCACAGGUUCUCCAAAGCCGGCCAGAGGAAACAUUCUUUAAGAUGUUACCAACAAGCCUACCAAGUUUACUCCAACAAAGGCUGGGCCCUCGCAGAAGAUCACAUCCACUUCACAAUAGGCCGGCAAGCGGCUUCGCUGAAGCAAGUUGAAGAAUCUGUUAGAGCUUUUGAGAAACUUCUCAGUCCUUGUAGUAAACAGCCGGCUGUUCAACAGGCCGCUUUUCUCCGUGAAUUUUUACAUAUUAAUAAUUUAGUUAUCCAGCAAGUACCCGCGCAUUUUAAUGGACUUCCAAUUCUACCUCUACCUCUUAUUGACGGCAACGAAAUUAAAGUAUUAUUAGGACCAAUUGGUGAUAAAGAUUAUGAUUUAUUUGAUCAAGAUGACACUGAAGUUCCUUCAAGGUGGUCUAAAUUAGAAGAAACUCUUGUUACAGAAGCUCAGGGCAGCGCUCCGAUGAUUUUUAAACCCUCUGUAGCGCUUUAUUCUAAAAAAAGUAACAAUACUUCAAAGCCAAAUGCUAUUGUGGAGGAGCCUAUUCACUUGUCAGUAGAACUACACAAUCCUCUGAGGAUCUCAAUCCCGCUUUAUAAAAUUAAGCUUAUAUGGUCGUUUACUAAAGACGGACAGACUGUAAGUAAUGAGACUAUGUCUGAAAACUCGCUCAGUGAUUUUAGUUCUGUUGAUACUAAAGUUGUAGAGUCAGUUGUUCUUCAACCGAGUUCUAAAUUAAGAGUUUUCCUAAGUUGUACCCCAACUCAGAUGGGCGAAUUAAAGAUUUUAGGGAUUAGUUAUUCCCUAGCGAAUGCCAACGGUGCUACUAAUGAUCUACCGGUGGUGAAUCCUUCAAUUAUGAUUCACGGGAAAAGAUUGUUUGAAAUCAGAGGACCCAAAUUGAAGAAUGUUAAGGAAAAGCCUGACGCUAUUUUUUACGGAGUUGAUUAUAGGCUUGAUAUUAAUGUUGUUGACAAAGCGCCUUUUAUGCAAGUUUCUUUUACUAAAGUAAUUACUGAUAUGCUCUGUGGAGAAAUGCAACGGGUUGAAGUUACUCUUAAAAAUAUUGGAAGCGCUCCGUUGACAAAUAUUUUUGUCGGGUCUACUGAUGCAAGAUUAUUUUGUUUAGAACGGGGAUUAGAUUCAAAUAUUAGUAAUAAUUUAGUAAAAAAUAAUUGUGUAACGAGAAUUGUUUCAGAAAAGGAAAUUUUUGUUGGAGAAAGUUUGAAAGUUCCUUUGUGGAUAAGAGCGCCUGCUGAAAAGGGUAGUCAUAGAUUGGACUUGUUAUUUUAUUAUGAAAAUCCGAGAGGUAAAAGUGUACCAAGGUACCGAGUUUCGAGACACUCUUGGCAAUUGCAAGUGAGUAAUUCGGUUGAGAUAAAGACAAUUGUAAGACCCAGUGCUGUUACUAAGGACAAUUUGCCGACGAUGAAUUUGGUGGUACAGGUGAAAAAUAGUAACCAGUCGCAUGAGCCUCUGCGCAAUGAAGUUACUUUGACGAAAAUGUCGCUUAAGAGCGAGAGCUGGAAAUUGGUAGCUCCGGCGGUCGACAGUUUUAAGUAUAAAAUUCAGCCACAAGAAACUUGUCAUUUGUUGCUGAAAUUAUCGAGGAGGUUUAAUGAUGAGAGUGUCUGGUCUGAUGUCUCGUUGAGUGAAUCCGAUGGAACGUCGAUUGCCAAUACUCCUUAUGCGGAGUUUGUGGAGAAAAGAUUUAGUUCUCAGGAAGCGGGGGAGAGUAAUCAAAUUUUAGGUUUUAAUUCACCGCUGGUGGAUACUGUUAAGUUGGGAGCUACGAUGAUCUUGAGGUGGCGGGCUAAGGUCAUGGAGGGAGAGACGGUGGUUAGGGAGACUACUGGGCAGCAUCAUGUUGAUUUAGAGCUGGUUAAUAAAAUGUACAAGCAUCCGGAAGAUGCUUUGACGGAGCCAAGUGAGUAUUCGACGAGGUUGAAGAUCUUUGGGCCUGAUAGGAAUAUUCCGGAUUCGAAUAGUGUUGUUAAGAAGGAUGCUGUGGAUGAAAGCGAGCUGCAGAAAAAUGUUAUCACGUAUUCUCUGGGGCAUUCGAGGGAAAUUGAGCAUGAAUUUGAGAGGAAUCAGAUUUGUAUUGUGCCUGUUACUUUGAAUUUGCAGAAUAAUUCGCAUCAAUUAUACUUGCCAAGUGUAAAAUCACAACUUUAUGUACCUCAAGCAUCAACAUACUUUCGUUACGCACGACAUACAACGAUUUGCUGUCAAAUAGAGUCUUACAAGCGACACUCAGUUAAAUUGCAAGCAGUAAUAUCAUCUCCUGGUACUUAUGACUUAGCGUCGCGGCUAGAUUUAUCGGCGAGACUCGAGCAAUUUGAUAACUUUGUACCUCAGAAGUGGCGCCUGGAAAGCGUUUGUACAGUUAGCGAAGUUCAUUCAUAA